AAACGCUUGAGCUGUGGAUAUCCGGAACAGAUAAAGUCCCCAAGCUGGAUCCUCGUACGAGUACAAAGAAGACCAUACAACCACCACCAUGCGCACGACCAUCGGAACGUCGAACAUGGUGUGUUUCGAUGGCGAGGGUCGUAUUCGAAAAUAUAAUUCUCCCUAAGAAAUUCUUCAGGAACUUUAAACAUACAGGCUCGGAUAUUAGAAGUGGAAGAGCUGAUGGUAGUCUUAAAUUUGAAGGCCUUUCGCGUAUUAAGGCUAUUGUUCCAAUGGCUUUGAAAGAUUUACGGACAAAGAUAACGAUAAAUAUGA
This is a messenger RNA of Funneliformis caledonium, 315 nucleotides long. The record is from the annotation of a GenBank genome assembly. Lineage: Eukaryota; Fungi; Glomeromycota; Glomeromycetes; Glomerales; Glomeraceae.